AUGUCUACUGUUUUGCGUUAUGUGAAUAAAACGAGACAUGUAGUUGAACGAUUUAUUAGGAUUGAACAUGUUUCCAAUACUACUGCCCUAUCACUUAAGGCUGUUAUAGAUAAAUUAUUUUCUAAAUUUGGGUUAAGUAUAUCUAGAUUGCAUGGGCAAGAUUAUGAUGGGGCUAGCAACAUGCAAGGUCAGUUUAAUGGUCUCAAAGCACUUAUUUUGAAAGAGAACCCGUGUGCUUUCUAUGUUCAUUGUUUUACUUAUCAACUUCAAUUGGCAUUUGUAGCUGUAGCAAAGAAACAUGUGCAAGUUACUUCGCUCUUUAAUUUGGUUUCUAGAGUGGUGAGUAUUGUUGGAGCGUCAUCGAAAUGUUGUGAUCUUUUGCGAGAGAAACAAGAAGCCAUAAUUUUUGAAGCACCCCAUAAUGGUGAUAUUUCAAGUGGCUGGGAUCUUAAUCAACAAAGUACGAUUACUCAUUUUAGUGAUACUCGUUGUGGAUCGCAUUAUGGUACUUUGAUUAGUUUGAUUUCCAUAUUCUCGCCUAUAGUUGAUGUUCUUGAAAUGAUUGUUGAUGAUGGAUCUACUGAACAAAAAUGUGAGGUAGAUGAUUUAUUAGACUCAAUACAGUCAUUUGAAUUUGCCUUUAAUUUACAUCUCAUGAUAACCAUCUUAGAGAUUUCAAAUGAAUUGUCUAAGGCAUUACAAAGAAAAGAUCAAGAUAUUGUAAAUGCUAUUACUUUAGUGAAAAUAUGCAAACAAAGCCUCCAAGUGAUGAGGGACAAUGAGUGGGAUUUGUUUUUGAAAGCAAUGGUUUCUUUUUGUGAAAAGCAGAAUAUUGAUGUUCCCGACAUGGAUGGUGUUUUUAUACGCCGAGGUCGCUCACGGCGUAACACAGAAGAAAUGACAAAUUUGCAUCACUUUCAUGUGGACUUGUUCUAUGCUAUCAUUGAUAUGCAACUUCAAGAAUUGAAUGACCGUUUUUUUGAUGUUAGUACUAAGUUACUUCUUUGUAUAGCAUGGUUAUGCCCAAAUGAUUCAUUUUUUGUUUUUGACAAGGAAAAAUUAAUUCAUUUUGCUGAGUAUUAUCCUAAAGAUUUUUCAAGAGUAAAGCUAAUGGCACUUGAUGAUCAGCUUCAAACUUAUAUUUUUUAUAUGUAUUCCAAUAAAGAGUUUGAAGAAUUACGGCGACUCGACGAACUUGGAUAG
Diospyros lotus (date-plum) is the source of this 1203-nucleotide messenger RNA. RefSeq lists its product as uncharacterized. Lineage: Eukaryota; Viridiplantae; Streptophyta; Magnoliopsida; Ericales; Ebenaceae. The coding region runs from base 1 to 1203 and encodes 400 amino acids. The record is from RefSeq and is a predicted model, not a curated record. The transcript has a single exon.